Molecule: messenger RNA, 1230 nt
Organism: Dimorphilus gyrociliatus
Lineage: Eukaryota; Metazoa; Annelida; Polychaeta; Dinophilidae
Source: the annotation of a GenBank genome assembly
GUCUGAGGAAACUGGUAGACAAAGGAUAAAACUCCAUUACUAUUCUUGUCAAAAUAAAUCACAAAAUAAAUAUAAUAUAUCCGAUAAAUCGUAGAAGAUAUGGCUGGUAGUAGAUUCGAGGCAGUUGGGUCCAUAUUUACAAGAAUCAAUGGUUUAAUGAAAUCGGGAGCACUCAAGUAUGCUGAACGACCUCUCUGGUAUGAUGUUUAUGCAGCCUUCCCUCCUAAAACAGAACCUAGAAUAGAUAGAAAACACGAAGUAUGUGAGGUUAAAGAUAUAUUGUAUAUAGAAGAUAUGGCUCGAUCAAAAUUUUAUACAGAAUAUGGUAAUCCAGACAAUUUAGACUUAAUCGAUAAUAAUUCUUCAAAUGUCAUUCAAAGAUUCAUCAAUAAAUACAUGGAAUUCAGUCCAGAUGAUAGAUAUUCGGAAGAAGCCUUUGAUAAAGCGGUCGAUAGCUUAAGGUCAGAAGGAGUAGAAUUAAAAAAUGUCAGAGAAGAGGAAGAACUAAUAUUUUCGGCUGAAUUAUGUUUAGUAUUUGAAAAUAAGAACGAUAACCUUUUGUCUAUGAAAAUUAAGAAUAAAUUAUAUAAAGCUAUGGAUUCAAUCAGUGAAAUAUCAAAUGUUUUUGAUCAUUGUUGCCAAGAAGAUAAGGCACAAAAAAUGAAAGAGAAAAAUUUAGACAUUAAAACUUUUGAAAAACUUUGGUUUAUGAAAGAAGAUGCAACGACUGAUGAAUACGAGGAAGAGUUAUAUAAAUAUAGAGGUGACUACGCUUAUUAUAAUCAAUCGUUUAGUGAAGCUGUGGACUGGUACACAAAGGCAAUAGAGGUAAUGAAAAAUAAAGAUUGCCGAGCUUAUCGAGAAGCCCAAGACUGUUUGGCAAGGUGCUAUCAUGCGACGAAACAGUAUGAGGAAUGUCGGAAUAUAAUCUUACUGCUGCUCAAAGGGUGUGGAAAUUACGACCAAACUUCAUAUAUAGUUUCGUUAUUGCUAGAGACAGCUGUUAAUGAAAAUGAGAAAAUCUUAUUCCAUAAGUAUUUAAUUUGGCUGCACCCGGGCAACCAAACUUUAUGGAAAUCACUUAAUCGUUCUUUGAAUGGUCUGGAAUCAUUCGACAAAAAAGAUAGAUUGGUGAAUUGCGAAGCUGAUGCAAAAAAUGUUAGAAAUUGGAUUUUAAGCGAAUCACCUGAUUUUGAAAAACAUUUUGAAGAGAUUUUUGGUGUUUUGUAA